UUUUCCAAUAAUCAUUCUAUUAGUGUAUUAACUAGAGCAGGUUCUUUUAUUUAAUACUUAAUAGAACCAUUAUCACAUCAAAGAGAUUACCAAUUACUAGCGAAUCUCUUAAUAUUAAUAAUAAUAUUAUUAUUAUUAUUCCUUUGUUUAUUUAUUCCUUUUAGUUUCAUAAGUCAGUAACCAACUUCAAGAUGGUUGCUAUUAUUAAUUAAAUUAUUAACCAAUCCGGUUUUAUCUUUAGUUGUUUAGAAGGGAGUUUUAUGAUAGUUUAACUUAUUUUUAAAUUAUAAUUGUUAUUUUAUUUUUAUUAUAAUCUCCUGGUUUCCUGUUUAUCAUUCCAUUUGUCAUCACCUGUACCCAAUUACGUCACACCUGUUAUAUCUCCCAUUUAUUUAUCAUUGAACUUAUUCAUUUAAGUACUUUUCUUAUAUAAAUUCUUAAAUUAUAUUAUUUAAAAUGGCUGCAACUCCUCAAUCUCCAAAGUUGACAGUCAAUUCAAACCUUGAAUUAACUUCAAGUGAUUCAUCCUACUUAACUCCACCACCAACCUCAACCAAUUCACCACUUUCAACAUCCAAACAAGUAUUAUCACCCAAUCAUUUUCAAUAUUAUACUAAUCAUCUUAAUAAAUCUCAAUUUAAUUCAAUUCUUAUUAAUUGUGCUGCUAAUUUAAUUAAAAUCUUAUACAAAGAUGAGGUCAAUGAAAAAGAUUUUAAAUUUUUUAUUGUUGAAAUCAUUAGAAGAUCAAAAACUUCAAUUCAAUCAUUACAAUUAACAUGUUUUUAUUUAGUUAAAUUAAUUCAAAAACAAGUUAAUUUAACUCAAUAUCCAAUUUUAAAAGAUUCUAAGAAAUUAUUUCUUGGAUUAAUUAUUAUUGCAUCUAAAUUUAAUCAAGAUCAUAAUUAUUCAUUUAAAUCUUGGUUAAAAAUUUGUGGUAUUAAAGUUGAAGAUUUACAAGCAAAUGUUAAGAUUUUAAAAGAAGUUGAAGUUAAAUGUCUUGGAUUAUUAAAUUAUGAAUUAUAUAUUAAUGGAUUAGUUUAUGAAAAUUGGUGUAAUAUUUUAAUCAUAUUUGGUUAUGAUUUCAUUAAAUAUCAAUUUAUUACUAACAAUAAAGUUUCAAUUUCUCAUGAAAAUAAUAAUAAUGAAGAAGAUGAAGAAAAUCAAAUUAUUUGGGAAUUAAAUCAAUCAAUUAUUAAAAUGAAACUUUCUAAAUGGAUUAAAUUCUUUAUGAAUUUAAAUACAUCUAAUUUAAAUCUUAUUAAGAUUAAUUUUAAUAAUUAUUAUUUAAAUCAAUUAAAUAAAAAGAUUUUUGUUAAAUCAAAAGAAGAAUCUGAAUCUAUUCCUUCAUUAUUUGCUAGUAUUUCAACUCCUACAAUUUCUAGAAAGAGAAGUUGUGGUGAUGAAAUUAUUUUUAAUGAAACCACUAAUCCUAAAAAGGUAAGAUUAUAAUAAUUACCUUAAUUUUAACUUAACUCUAUGUAUAGUAUUUCAUAUUUUAUAUGUAUUUUGCAAUA
Messenger RNA from Scheffersomyces amazonensis, 1514 nucleotides. It is a transcript of the gene PCL5, whose product is annotated as Pcl5p. Gene Ontology annotation, biological process: regulation of cyclin-dependent protein serine/threonine kinase activity. Gene Ontology annotation, cellular component: nucleus; cyclin-dependent protein kinase holoenzyme complex. Gene Ontology annotation, molecular function: cyclin-dependent protein serine/threonine kinase regulator activity; protein kinase binding. Lineage: Eukaryota; Fungi; Ascomycota; Pichiomycetes; Serinales; Debaryomycetaceae. The coding region runs from base 457 to 1449 and encodes 330 amino acids. The transcript has a single exon. The record is from RefSeq and is a predicted model, not a curated record.